This is a messenger RNA of Patiria miniata (bat star), 3171 nucleotides long. RefSeq lists its product as uncharacterized. The coding region runs from base 137 to 553 and encodes 138 amino acids. The record is from RefSeq and is a predicted model, not a curated record. The transcript is spliced from 4 exons. NCBI's taxonomy places the organism in Eukaryota, Metazoa, Echinodermata, Asteroidea, Valvatida, Asterinidae.
AUGAGAAAUGCACCAAUAACAAUGAGAGGUGGGUGUGAGUUUCUGCCAUGCAACGCCCACGUACCAUCUCGUGCCAACUACCAAAAAAUCAGGUGACCAUCUGACAUCAUGUUUGAGAGUAUAUAAAACCGUGAGAAUGCACCCUAUUCUUUGGUACUUCAAUUUUCAGUUACGAGAGGAGGAAGAGAUUUACGACGACAAUUAUGACCUUGUAAAGCCUGCACCGGAACCCUUAAGGAAUCGGUGCGAUCCAAAUAAAUGUAAUGAUACUUUUAACUUUGAUUGUAAAGUUGACGUUAGCGAUUCAGAAUUAAGUAAGAGUGAGGAUGGCGUUAAAGACAAUGACCCAGACUCGGAGGCCACGACCCACAACAAAGAUGAAGUAGAUACAAUAUCACCGGUAGUUUCUUCCCACGUUCUUUGUCGCUUUGGACCGCUUUGCCUAGUGGCUCCUUUCCGCCAUCAUACGAUCUUUUGUCAUUUCAGAGGAAAAGCAAUAUCUACCUUCAGCUUUUCUUAUUAUCUUUGGGAUGAGUUUGGUUUAUUUUUAUAGUUGUCAUUUUUUCCGCCUUCUCUUUAGCCAUUUGGCAAAAGUAUAUAUAUAUGGUAAAUGUUUGUUAGAUAAUUUAUACAGAAGAAUAUGUCCUAAAAUAUCUGAAACCUUAGACAUCCGAACUUUUAAACAAGAGAAUUUCCAAAAAAGGUAUAAAAAUAAAUUUUCUGGCUUUUUCCUUAAUGCAAACGAUCUUCAUACAAUUUUGGUGAAAUAAAAAAAAUGUUAAAUGACCUUCACUACCCCUUUGAUUGGAUAGCAUUUGCAGAAACAAAUUUUAAACAAAACUACAAAACUAGGGAUGGUUAUAUAUUUACUGGUUAUAUCAGAGAGGGCAAAGGUGGUGGUGUUGGUAUUUACGUGCGAAAGGGCAUCAAGUUUAAAGGAAGGGAUGAUUUGAAAAUACCAGUAGAUGGGGCCCCAACUCCACCUGAUGUCCAUUUCAUUGAAAUUAUCCGGCCAACUGGUAGAAAUAUUGUUGUUGGUGUACUUCAUGUUCCUUCAACAAUAAGGAAAAGUGAGAUGUUGUAUCCCAGAUUGAUACAAUCUUCCGAAAAUGUUCUUUCAAAAAUUAAUGAGGAAAACAAAAUCUCUUAUAUAAUGGGGGAUUUCAAUAUCAAUCUUUUUAGCAAACAUAGGACAUCAACAAAUUUUAAAAGAAUGCUCUACAAUAACGGCCAUUACCCUCUGAUCCAAGGACAGCCAACUCGUAGAUCUGUGGAGCAAGGAAAAGAAAGGGGAACGCUAGUCGACAACAUCAUCACAAACUAUAAACCCACUGAAACUAUAGCGGGGAUUCUGAAAAGUGAUGUUUCGGACCAUUAUGGAGUAUUUAUGUUCUCUCCGUUGAACAUUAUCAGACACUAUUUAAAGCCCUGUUCACAAGACAACACAAAACCUUGCCUAUAGAAAUUUACAUUUAGAAAACUUAACUUCGCACUCGACGUACGCACACAUGCUGACAUGGACACAGCCACCAUAGUUUAGGUGGAAAAACUCGAAAUUCAGAAUUCUUUCUAAAUAUAGCACUCUUUGCGUGUGUGCGCACGUGUACAUUACACCUCGCGCAUGCUCGGACACUGAGUGCAGUUGGGAAUUUUGCAAGUGUGCCAUGUUCCACGGUAAUUUUUCCACCGAAAAUAGGGUGGCUGCGCGUCCAUGUUGGCACAAUAGCGUGUGCAGUAAAUGCGCUCUCUUGUUCAUGUAAUUAUCAGCAUCCAGACUCCAACAUGUCUUAAACAUACAUGUAGUGUUUAAACCCAACCAAGCCCACAUUUAUUCCCUUAAUUUUACUUGCGGUAUUUACAUGCAUACACUUUUUUUUCCUCAUGUGAAUCCACUUAUUGUUAUCCGACAAAAAAAAGGUGAAAUUUUUCAACUUUUUUUUGUAAGUGUUCAGUUGAAAGCGCUGCAGUUAUACAAGUUCCUGCUCUCGUAACUUUGUCAUUGUAAGAACGUAAAAUCAAACAAAUGUGCCCCGGGUUGGUAGAACUCGUCAGCCUUUGACGGCAAUCUGCCUAGGAGACGGACAACUCCGAUAACAAACACGGGUUGGUAGAACUCGUCAGCCUUGGACGGCAAUCUGCCUAGGAGACGGACAACUCCGAUAACAAAUGUGCCCGGGUGGGUAGAACUCGUAAGCCUUGGAUGGCAAUCUGCCUAGGAGAAGAACAACUCCGAUCACAAACACGGUUGGUAGAACUCGUCAGCCUUGGACGACAAUCUGCCUAGGAGAAGGACAACUCCGAUAACAAACACGGGUGGGUAGAACUCGUAAGCCUUGGACGGCAAUCUGCCUAGGAGAAGGACAACUCCGAUAACAAACCCAAGUUGGUACAUGUAAAAGCCUGUAGCCUUGCACGGCAACCAUGUUAAUCAGUACUAUUCAUGGGGUUUUUCCAGAUAUUUUUCUCAACAGAGUUUUUUGUCUGUUUUUUUCACUCCAUGGAUGUGCGGAUUAAAUGGAGUUUAACAUUGAUCAAGAUUUCAAAUAGUUGAGUGAGAAAAUUCAACUGUAAAUCUACUUUAUCUGUGUAUGUGUGCAAUUGUUUAAUUAAAAGAACAAAAGGUGACUUUUGUGAAAUCAGUAACUUACAAAAAAACACUCAAAAUCUUAGUUUACAGAGUAACAGAUGUAACUUACAUUAUAAUUGUUAUUUUACCAUAUUUUUGGCUUAUUUAAUAGUCUGGCUGAUAUUGUGAUUAAAAAAUUAACUUAUGGGUACAAACAAAAAUCGGUUUGUCUGAGUGCGUACAACACCGAAGUGAACUAAGAUUUUGAGUGAUUUGUGUAAACCGGUAAUGACUUACAAAUAUAUAUCAGACUCUUAGUCUAAAAAGUUGCACAUGUAAUUUACCUUUCUAUAAUUGUAUGUCAUGUAACUUUCAACUUUAAAAGUUUCACUAUCAUGUGUUUUUUUGCAAUGUUGAAUAAUUUGGCUGUGUACUUGUGACUUAAAACUUAAUUAAUAGACACACAAGAAUAUCAGUUUGUCUUGGUACCCUACGUACAAAAACAAAACAAAAUAUUUUAUUGAAAUGUCAAAGUUUCACUAUGAGGUCAUUUGCCGGAAUAAAUGGAAUUGUGCACAGCUGUUGGCAGAACGGAUCAUUGUAAA